This is a messenger RNA of Camellia sinensis, 609 nucleotides long. The record is from RefSeq and is a predicted model, not a curated record. NCBI's taxonomy places the organism in Eukaryota, Viridiplantae, Streptophyta, Magnoliopsida, Ericales, Theaceae.
AUGGAUGACCUUUCGUGUAUUUCAUCCACUGCCUCAGAGAGACGACGCCGUGCGUUAACAAAUCCUGCUUGUGGCCGAGGUCGAAAGCGGGGUCGGGGUGAUGAUAUUGUGUUGGAGGAAGCACCUCAAAUCUUGCAAAAUGAUGUGAUUGAUAAUGGUUCAGGAGCUGAUGAUGAUGCUGCUGAUGUUGAUCAGGCUGGCGAGGAGGUACUCACUGGUCCGUUUCCUGGAGGGCCAUCGGAUCCAUCAGUACUGAAGAGCUUCAAGGCACAUAUUACAGCAGCUAUAUGGAAGCAAAAUGAGAGGAAUCCCUCAAGGUGUUAUAAUUAUGCGUCCAAGAUUCUUGAGUGGCAGUGGUGGUCAAGAACUGACAAUAGAAGGUUUAGAGACAUUGUGCAGCAGUCAGGCCUAUCUUCUUUGGUCCAUUGCACAUAUCUGUUCGUGAAUAGGAUUGUCAUAUCUGCAUUUGUUAAGCGAUGGCAACCAGAGACAAAUACUUUCCAUUUGACAGUUGGUGAGAUGACAAUGACAUUAGAUGAUGUGGGUACCAUCUCGAGGAUCCCUAUCAUAGGCAGGUCAAUUAGUGUUGCAACUUUGACAGAUCAAUAG